This is a messenger RNA of Xenopus laevis (African clawed frog), 1627 nucleotides long. RefSeq names its product chloride channel CLIC-like protein 1. The record is from RefSeq and is a predicted model, not a curated record. The transcript has 4 exons. Bases 188 to 997 code for a protein of 269 amino acids. Lineage: Eukaryota; Metazoa; Chordata; Amphibia; Anura; Pipidae.
AGUGAGCGCAGACUGCCAGCAGAUGGCAGCGGAGAUACAUAAGCGGUUCAUAAAGUCAUUUUCAUUUUGCUUCCUGAGGAGGUUUGGUCCGUGCAGGAACCUGUAAGGCACAGGAUUUGAAAAGUCGGAAGCCGCUCAGAACUCGAAAUAUUAGUGGAGGCCAGAUUUUGGACACUGAGAACAGAUCAUGGACUCAAUCUCUCUCUGGAUUUCAAACAAAAUUGAUUUUAUACGAUACUUGAUUGUGGGUUUCCCAGAGGCAGAGAAUGACUUUCCGCCCCCUUGGUCCAUGAGGUCUCCAUUCCCAACGUGGAAUAUUUACUCCAAGGCUUUCCUCUCCGCCUCCCUUAUGUGUUAUAUUGUGGCUUUCUCCAUGGGCUUAUGGCAAGGGUCAAAACACUGUACAAAGGGUGUGGUCAGGAGAACGUCUGUCCCAGUGUUACAUGCCCCGGCAGGGUGGCACCGCCCUCUACUGGCCACUUGGAAUCAAAUGUUCACUCUCUUCAUCAUCCUCUGCCUGUUCAUUUCAGUCCCGUGGGAAUGGGUGCGCUUGUAUCAGAUGGAAGUGGCCAAGAAAACAUCCGUUCUCAGUGAGGGAUACAGGAGGCAAUGCGAUGGGCAAGACCUUUCCCUCUGGGAAACAAUCAGAGUUUUACUUUCUUGGAAUUUUUCCUGGGCCAGCAACUCCUGUGAGGAUUACUACAAAGCCAUCAUCGUUGAUCCAUUCUGGGAAGUGACGCCUCUCAUGGCUAUUGGCUCUGCGGUCACCAGAACCACCAUCCAUCCACUGGAGCUCCUCAGCCACGUUCUAGGUCGGAGUCUCCGUAACAUCAUGAAAGAGAUUCCCAGUCAAUGGCAGUUGCCCGUCUUCCUUUUGUUUCCACUGACACUUCUGACACUUCUGUUUACCAUUUAUUUGGGAAGAAACCGGACAAUCCAGGUAACAUGUCAAGCAUCGACCAUGAAGACCAGGUCAAAGAGCAUUAAAGCUUCCUAAGAUCACGUUACACCACAUUGUUGGACAUGGGAAGUAAAGUGGCCUCUUGCACCUUUUUGUGCUUGAUGAGAACACUCACAUUUGUUAACAAACAAUGAACAUCAUGAAAACCAGAUUUCUCACCAUAAUUUCUUAUCCCUAACGGUCAAUUCUGUGGUCUUCAGGGACAAGAAAACCCAUUGCUGAUAUAGAGAUGUUCAGCAUGAUUGACUGAAUGGAACAUGUUCAUUCACUUUUAGGGUAAAAAUAAUAAUCUCAUAGGGUUUUCAUGGAAUCUCAGUGUCUUAACACUACAUAUAAAGAUGGGUCUCCUCAGUGGCAUAAAUAGCUAUACAGCAGACCCCGCCAUUGUGUGUGGGGGGGAGCCCGGGCAACAUGGGGGCCCAGACUGCUGAGUCUCACCAGCCCUUCUCAUACCUUUAGUACGGUGGCACAAAGAUCCUACCUGACAGGGACAGGAGGGGGACCUGGGGAGGAGGGACUAUUUGCACCCCUCAGAAGCCCCCCAUUUACAGGAGGGCUUAUCGAACCAAGUUACAAUAAUGAUUCAGUAUUUAAUCAUGUUUUUUUUUUUGUUUUUUUUUGCAGUUCUUGCUCUUAGAUUUUGUAUUUUAAUAAAAACAAUGUAUU